GCGCCUGCGCCGAAGUACCGGCUUGCCUCCUCCUUGGGUAGGACUUUUUCCCCGCCUGCCCCCCUCGCCGCCAGCCCCAUCGCGCCGAGGGGUGAGAGCAGCAGCUGGGCAGGAGGAGGCUCCGCGGUGACACCUGCAGGGAGCUCUCGGCUGCGCUCCUCUCCGGGUGCCAGGUUUUGCAAGAGAGAGAAGAGAGGCAGGGCGGGGAGGACAUCUAUCUGCAAACCCCGUUUUGUGUGAGGAAGGGGUUGCAUCGAUUUGGGGGAGAAGGAAGGCAACGUCCGAGCUAGCAGGGAAGAAGUCUUCCUCCCCUGCGGCGCCGUGAACCUGGGAGUGAUGGGACUUCAGUCUUCAUCUGUCUGAGUUGUGUCUUUAAAAAAACUUUGCUCCCAGGACCCCUGAGAACUCUUAAAUCAGCGUCCUGGUACAGCCAUGAAGAGUUCUGGGUUCACCAUGACCAGCCUACCAUGCCUUCUCUUACUCCUGUGGACAUCAACGGUGUUCUACCUUCCAGUUCCCAUUGGAGGCCCACCUGGCCAUCCUACAGAGUCCCCGUCGUUCUGCCACAAUCAACCACUUAUUUGGACAAACCACAGUUUGAUGCCGAAGCGAAGCUGGAAGUGGUCUCGCCUUGCAGCCCGUCUUGCCACAAGAGUUCCCCGCUACCUACUUACGAGGAGGUGAAGGAUUACUUGUCCUACGAAACUUUGUACUCCAACGGCUCCCGAACCGAGACGGAAGUCGGCAUCUACGUUCUGACCGGAGGGAGCGCCGGGACGCAGAGCAGAUCUCGGGCCAAGAGGCAGAUCUACGGAUACGACACGAGGUUCAGCAUUUUCGGCAAGGACUUCUUGCUCAACUACCCCUUUUCCACUUCUGUGAAGUUGUCCACGGGCUGCACCGGGACUUUGGUGGCCGAGAAGCAUGUCCUCACGGCCGCCCACUGCAUCCACGAUGGCAAAAGCUACGUCAAAGGGGCCAGGAAACUGCGUGUGGGGUUCCUGCGGCCGAAGCUGAAAGAUGGCAGCAAGGGGGCAAACAUCAGCAGCUCCCCGGAGCCGGAAAGGAUGAAAUUCCAGUGGAUCCGGGUGAAACGGACUCACGUCCCCAAAGGCUGGAUCAAAGGGAAUGCCAACGACAUUGGCAUGGAUUACGACUAUGCCCUCUUGGAGCUCAAGAAACCCCACAAACGGAAGUUCAUGAAGAUUGGCGUGAGCCCGGCCGCAAAGCAACUGCCUGGCGGGAGAAUCCACUUCUCGGGCUACGACAACGACCGGCCAGGGAACCUGGUCUACCGCUUCUGCGACGUCAAAGACGAAACGUACGACCUCUUGUACCAGCAGUGUGACGCCCAGCCGGGCGCCAGCGGCUCGGGAGUUUACGUACGGAUGUGGAAGAGGCAGAGCCGCAAGUGGGAGCGCAAGAUCAUUGGGAUAUUUUCCGGGCACCAGUGGGUGGACACAAACGGCUCCCCGCAGGAUUUCAAUGUGGCCGUUCGCAUCACUCCCCUCAAAUACGCGCAGAUUUGCUACUGGAUUACAGGCAACUAUCAGCACUGCAGGGACGGCUAAAGACAAUGGGCAUCUUUUUUUAAAAAAAGAAAGAAAAGAAAUGGCCUUGGUUGCUGAAUCGGGGGCAGGGUGGGGUGGGGGGAAAGGGGGAAACGAAACUCUUCUAUAUUGCCGGUGCUAUGGGGCGCAGUUCUGUUUUUCUUUUUUAUAAAUACCUGGAUGCAGGAAUCAAUAGGGAAGUCUGUCUUGUUUGUAAAGGUGCUUUGGGUUACAUACUAUGCGCAGCCAGGCUGGCCUUAGAUACUAGGGCAUCCUGGGGUGCACACCUGGCCCUGCCCUUCUCCCACAACUCCCCUUCCUGGUGCCCAUGUCAUGGCAAAACACCCUCCCCUUUUGCCUGUCUUCUAACUUAGGGCAUCUCAGCACUGGGAGGCUCUGGAUCUUGUGCGCUUUGCAAACUCUUCCUCCUGGGGCUCCUGGCUCUCAAGUCAAGUCAGAGAACACAGCGUUGAUAGGGGCUGAACCAGAGAUGGUGGCCAAUUUAAAGUUGAAGUGAGACAGGGGUAGGUGUGAGUGUGGCUGUGGGCUUUGUUUUUUGUUGCACUGCCGUGGCUGCUUUCUGCAGGCAAGCAA
This is a messenger RNA of Podarcis muralis (Common wall lizard), 2144 nucleotides long. It is a transcript of the gene PRSS23, whose product is annotated as serine protease 23. Lineage: Eukaryota; Metazoa; Chordata; Lepidosauria; Squamata; Lacertidae. Gene Ontology annotation, biological process: proteolysis. The record is from RefSeq and is a predicted model, not a curated record. Gene Ontology annotation, molecular function: serine-type endopeptidase activity.